GAUGAAAUCCGUCAGACCUGUUCACUAUUCCGCUAUAUGUGCAUCUUACGAACCAUCACUAUGCUUCGGAAUAAACUUCAACUUGAAGUUACGAACACUCACACUCGAAAGAUCUCAAGGCUUCUCUACAGAGAAACUGACGUCGACGAACACAUCCUGAAUAUUUCCUCUUACGAACUAUCGUUCUUCCAAAAAUUGGUUCUCUGUCGUGGCCUGAAAUUUGCGAUCCCACAAAGAGUGUCUCCAGUUGAGAUCAAGGCAAGCUUCGAGAAAGCAUAUUGGAACCUUGAACGGCAUCUACCAAACGAGAAUUUACGCGAACUAGCAGCCGCAUCCUUACGAUCUGUUGCGCUAGAGUAUAUUAAUAAGAGUAGCCCAAAACCUCCUAAAGCCCUCUUGCAAGCUAUUGAAGAUCUGAAAAAACGCGAUGACAUCGUUGUCACAAAACCGGAUAAAGGGUCUGGUGUUGUUGUUAUGGAUAAAUCAGAAUAUCUUCGCCUACUAUCCGAAGCGUCAAUAAACGAUACCAGCAAAUUCCGAUUCGUCGACUCGGAGAGACCGAGAACCAGAGGACGACCUCCUAAGUAUUACCACCCUCUCCUUCAGAAAGAAAGGGAGUUGGAAACUCUCGUUCGAAAGAUUCUACCGAAAUCCAUUGCUGACGCUCUCCGCCCGAAAGGGUCCAGACUCGCACACUUGUAUGGCUUGCCGAAGACACAUAAAGAACAGUUGGCCGUGCGGCCAAUACUCUCUGCUACUAACACCUACAAUUACUCGCUAGCGAAAUGGCUUGACGACAAAUUGAAACCCCUGUCGUGCAACCAAUAUACAGUGACAGACACAUUCCGCUUUGCUGAUGAAGUACGAGGCUUCGAGAUCAGGAACGGCGAAAUUUUAGUUUCCUAUGACGUCAUCUCAUUGUUUACAAAUGUACCAUUGGAGGAAACAAUACAGAUCUUAGCUGAAAAAGCCUUUGCCCAGGAUUGGUUCAACGAGACGCACAGCUUGAACAUCUCUAAAGCGGACCUAAUCGACCUCCUCCGAGCAGCUACGAAAAACCAGCUUUUCCAGUUUGACGGUGCUUUAUAUGAGCAGACAGAUGGAGUCGCUAUGGGUUCUCCCCUUGGACCGUUGCUGGCUAACGUCUUCAUGUGCUCGAUUGAGGAAAACCUCGAACGACACGGUCAACUUCCGCGCUAUUACCGGAGGUACGUCGAUGACACCCUGACCGUAAUGCCUGAUAGGGUGACCGCUGGCCAGUUUCUAGACACCCUUAACUCUACCCAUCCCUCCCUCCAGUUUACCAUGGAAGUCGAACGGGAAGGAUCCCUUCCCUUUCUAGGAACUGAACUGCUUAACCGUGCACCAAAGAUUGAGAGCAAGGUCUACAUCAAAAGAACCAACACGGGUCUCCUUCUGCAUUUCCAGAGUCAUGUUGACAUUAAGUACAAGCGCAGCCUAGUUAACACCAUGGUGGAUCGCGCUUAUCGAUUAUCUUCUAACUGGUCUUUCUUCUCCGAGGAAUGUGACCGCCUUAGAGGGGUUUUUCAUAACUUGAAAUACCCAAAGCCACUGGUUGAAACUACAAUCAAGCGGUUCGUUGAGAGAAGGAUUUCAUCUGCAGAACCCUGUCCAUCACCAGACGUACCAUCGGAGACUGUGAGAUUAGUGUUACCCUUCAAGGACCAGUCGUCAGCUAAUCAUGUUAAACAACAACUGAACAGUCUAAGCUCGAAGUUAAGCGUGACUGUCCAACCAGUGUUCGUUAGCCCUAAGCUCGAUCAACAGCUUAAGCAACACGAAAUUAAGCCCCCUAUUGUUAACCAACAAUGUAUCGUUUAUGAAUUUAAAUGUAACCUGUGUGAUGCAGGGUAUGUGGGCUAUACUCGUGGUCACUUACACGAGCGCGUAGAAGGGCACAAAAGGAAAUCAUCUUCUAUCUACAAACACUACCACCUCCAGCACAAUAGUGAAAUGCCUGAACGCUUGAUCGAGCAAUUCAACGUCAUCACGAAAUGUAACGGCAAAUUUGAUUGCCUUGUUAAU
This is a messenger RNA of Stylophora pistillata, 2046 nucleotides long. RefSeq lists its product as uncharacterized. Lineage: Eukaryota; Metazoa; Cnidaria; Anthozoa; Scleractinia; Pocilloporidae. The record is from RefSeq and is a predicted model, not a curated record.